GUCCAUCCGACAUCGAUCGAUACUCCAUCCCAAACAUCGAUCGAUACUGAGUCGCGAGACAUGGUUUCGACUUUGAUAAUUGUACGAGAUAAUAAUGGUGACUUGCAUGACCAGGAGGGUCAUCUGCGAAAUGCAGCAGGUCAGAGGAUAUACGCUCAGAGGGCUGCAAUCCCUGAGUCUGAUGCUCAUGCUACAGGAACUACUCUACAUGUAGAUGAGGUUGCGUUACCCAAGACGUUGGCUGACUACAACCGUCCAAAUCAGUUCUACACCAACAAAUCAGCCAUUCGUCCUCCCACUAUUCAGAGGGAUUCCGAGUUGAAGGCGCAGUACUACACACUCGUAGGACAAAUAUCGUACCAUGGAUUGUCUCACGAGCAUCUUAUGGACCAUUUGGAGAGGUUCAAGGAUCUGAUAUCUGCUAUUAAAGUCAAAGGAGUCCUAGAGGAUUAUCUCCUAUGCAAGCUCUUCAAGUUCUCUCUUGCUAGAGAAGCUUCGCAUUGGCUUAAGCAGCUACCACCAGGAUCUCUCACAUCCUGGAGCGAUAUCAAGAAUGCAUUCUUAUGCAAUUUAUUUGAUGAAGCACAUGCUGAAGACUUGAGGAGCAAGAUCACUACCUUCUCUCAGGGGCUUUCAGAAUCAUUCAGAGGCUCUUGGAUCAUAUUCAAGUCUUAUCAGAGAAACUAUCCACACCAUGGAUUCAAUGAAGUACAACUGCUUUGUACUUUUUACAGAGGCAUCGCGGUGCAGUACCAGAUGGGUCUUGAUGCUUCCAGCAAUGGGAACUUCAAUACCAGGAAUCCAGAAGAGGUAGUGAAGGUGAUUGAAAACCUAGCAUCUAGCAACAGCACCAAAAACAGUGAUUUUGAGAGGAAAAAGUCUGCCACCAUCCUUGGGAAUGAUCAGAUGGAUGAGGUGAAGGUAAAGUUGGAUAGUGUUCACAAGCUUCUUAGGAAGCAGGUCUGCUUGGUUGAAGAUACAGAAGCUGUAAACACAGAGGGUAGAGCAGAGGAAGAAGAAGAAGUGAAUUUCAUUGGUGGAACUCAGAACACGAAACGAGAACAGUAAUAAAAUAAGAAAUCGAAAAAGAGAGCAAGAUAGUUCUUAUUCCAAAUAUGCGUUUGAGCGUUUACAACAAGGUAGGUGUCUAGGCUACGAGAGCUGUCGGCGAGAUUCCUAGUUCUAAAAACCCUAAGACGGCGAAAACCUAAUUGAGUCGCAGCUCGAAUAACAAAAACGGAAAAUUUCCUAAAAUCGCUUUAAGUGCUAAGUUUGCUCUGAAAAAAGCUUUUUCCUGGUGUCUCUCGCCUAGGACUCCUUAUAUACUCGUUCCUAGGUCGGUUUACGCUUUUCCCCUUAUGCCCUUAAGCCGUCAUAGCUUAAAAUGGAAAUAUUCCAUUUUCCCAAUCUUCGUAACUAUCUUUCAAAACUUCGUAUUUAUCCGCGGAAACUUGACAUUUAUCUUUCCUUGCGAACCAAGCAUAAACCGUCCAACGGUUUACGGGCUUUUGGUUAAGAAAUCGUAAGUGGGCUUCGAGUCACGUCUUAGGUCUCUUUGGGCCGUCUUUUGACUCGAAACGUUUAUUACGGCUUCUUUUGAUAAAACGAAAUUUCCGCGGUUUUUAAUGUAAAAUUCGAUUGAUGACUUCAGAUCACGAGAAACAUGAAAUGGGUUUGCUACGGUCUUCGGGCGAUAUCAUUAAAGAGUAGACAAGAAUGCAUGGAUUCGUGUCGUAUCGACCGUUUGGGAAAGCUCGAUUGCUUUGUAACGAUCGAAACGUGCAUGUGCUCGGUCGCUAUGUAGCGACCGAGCUUGGCUUGAGCUCGGUCGCUACGUAGCGACCGAGCAGGAUGCGUGCUCGGUCGCUACGUAGCGACUGAGCUUGGCUCGAGCUCGGUCGCUACAUAGCGACUGAGCAGUGUGCAUGCUUGGUCGCUGUGUAGCGAUCGUGCUUGGCUUGUCUGUGGUCCGAUCGCCAUACUCGAGCUCGUCCAUGGCUGGCUUAGAUACGUGUAUGUUGCCUUGGGACAGCCGGAAUUCGAUUCAAUCGUGAUUUGAACAAUAUUUUAUCGCGCGAUUCCUUGUAGAGAUUCUUUUUAUGAUGAGUAUCUUCGUAAAAACGUUCUUGCUGAUUUUUACGGACUUUCAGACAUUGAUUCUGUCGUGACCGAUUUUGACCCCAACAUCCAGCUAUCUACAUACGGUUUAAUAAGCAUAAUUAUCUUACAAAACUCAAAACAGUUGAAGUAAACAAAGCUUAAAAUGUCUGAUGUGACAUGAGAAAAUUUCAAGAGCAUAUUCAAGUCCACUUUAUUUUUAACUCUGAAAUAAUGUUUUUCAAGUAAAAAUGGUUUAAUGGUAUUCUAUUUUUUAUAAUAGAAUAAAAUAUUGGUUUACUUUAUAAAUAGAUAAAUCCAUUUAUAUUUUGUUCAUCACUAUAUUUUUCGAUCAAAAAUAGAGUAAUAUUUGAGUAGAAUCCAAUUUUAGAACAAUUUCAAUGAGAGUUUUUUACUAUGGAAUUCUCAGCUUACAUACUAGUGCAUAUAUAUAAUAAUAAUUACUAUAUUACAUGUAUUGUAAAAUAUUUGGAAACCCAGCCAAUAAUAUGUCAAAUGAAAUAUUAUCGGUUACGUUUGAAACAUAUUAUUCUCAAUUGGUGAAGAUGGUUUCAGAACUAGAAUAAUGGCCAGUGUUUGGGUUUUAUCUUGAAGACAUUAAUUUUUUGAAAGAAUGCUUCCUCAGCUUGGAGAUCAUUUAUGUAUCUCAGACGAAGAAUUUAAAGACAUAUAGUCGCACACAGUACCAGAAAACAAUCAUUUAACAUCAUUCACAUAAAUACAGAGCUUCCUUCUUGGUUUACAGAGUCACUUGAAUUUGUAUAUUGAUGACAAAAAAAAAAUAUUAUCGUUUGAGUUUCCAAGAAUUCUAAAAUAUUCCCUUAUAAUUUAUAACUAGAUUUUGACCCGCGCGCCCGCGCGGGUGUAUAUUUUGUAAAAUUAUAUAUUUUUGGUAGUUAUAGAAUUGUAGGUUAAUGUUUCAUAGGUUAUUGAGUUAUGAUAUAUUGUGUAUCUUGGUCAUUUUGCUAAGUGUCGAAUUUUUAAAUUUUAGUUGCAUUCUUUUUCAUUUGUACUUUUUUAACUUUUACUUUGUCAAUAAAAAAAUCAACUUGAUUAAUUUUGAUCUUAGAGUAAAUUAAACAAUUUAGAUCUUUAGUCCAAACUAAAAUAUUACAUUAAACAAUUAAAUCUAAAAUAUUAGAGUAUUUUGUUUAGAUUUUGGGUGUUUUAUUAAAUUAUACUAUAAAAUUUGUGUGAUAAAUUAUUUUAAAAAUUACAUUUGAUUUAAUUUUUUUUAAACAAAAAUUUACAGCAAAAAUUACAAAUUAUGGAAAAUCAUACCCAAAAAACAUUCACAAAAAGUAUUCGGGUGCACAAUUAUAUAUACAAAGCCCAUUUAGAUUCAUUGAAAUAGGCAAUUUAUUUUUGACUUCAAAUUAGUGGGCUUAAAAUAUUAAUCGAAGCCCAAUUUUUUUUUUCCGGGAAAAGAAACAGAAACAGUUUUCUUUGCACGACUUCUUGGUUUCCGUUUUAACACAGAUCUCUCUGUCGGUGCCGUCCGCUUUCUGGCGAUAAGUUCCAUCUCAGGGGGUUGAAUUUCUCUCUCAAAAGAGGAAAGAUGGUUAGAUCCAUUGAGAACUACAACCGAUUUUGCAAACAGGUAUGAUUUUGGAGGUUUAGGUUGAAAUUAUUUAUCUUGAUUUGUUGUUCUAGAUUCUGUGUUAUGAUGGUUUUUAAAAUCAACUGAAGGGGUCAUACGAAGAGCUUUCUGUCGGAUAGAUAUAGCACGGUCCCGGUUUAAUCAUGAAGACCUGUCAAGACUCAGUAUAAGCUCUGCUUUGUCCACGGAAUGCUUCGUUACAGUACUUGAUCACUUCGUCAACAACUCAUAUAUCUUUGUUCCAAUGAACAGAUGUUUAUUAACUUUGGUCACUCUAUUUGUUAAGUCAAUCGAUCUACUUUAUCAAAGGUUAGAUUCAUAAUCGAUUAUUUUGAUUAAGAUUCAAUGAAUAGUUUUCUUCCCUAAAAUUUUUGAUUGUUUCUCUUAUGGAAUGAUAGAUCUCUAGUCUCAAUGAGUAUGCCGGCAAUUAACCUUCGUCUUUAGAGACAUAAGGUCGUAAAGUCAAAAUCAACAGUUUUUAAAAUUUCUGUAUCUAUUUUUAUACAAUUGUGUCAAUUCUGAUAUUAUCCUUUUUAAUUGUGACGCAUGUUUGAGUUGGACGUUGUGUGAAGCAAUUUCUAGUAAUCCAGAUGCAAAGUAAGCCAGCAACCUUGGCGAACAAAAGACUACGAAUACGGUUAGUAUUUCUUAGCUAUCACAACAAAUUCAUAAGUACCAAGCAAUGUAGGACCAUCUUGAAUAUUUUGUGAUUAUGAAAGAACGCUGGCUUAAGUAUAAAUGUUUGGUUUUUACUUGUCUGAGUGAUUCAUAGCUGGUUAUUUUUUCCUUCACGAUCUUAUAUAACAUAACAUCUGUCAAUCGUUUGAUAGCUGAUAUUAUGUCAUUUUAAAUGUGACGCAUGUUUGAUUUGGACGUUGUGAGAACCAAGUUUCAGUAAUCCAAAUAUAAUGGAAGACAAAAACCCGAGGAACACACACCUGAGAAUACGAAAAUGGACAUGGAAGUUUCCUGGAGAGAACCAAGUACCAGUUAUGAAGAUGCAAAAGCAGACUACAAUGAUUACAGGACAACAGAGUUAUAAUGAGUGACUAAUCCCUGAAAGUCUCCUCUCUUGCGAUUCAUCUCUUGAGUAUGAGGAUGAAGGAAUGUUCCUUCCACGGCAUUUAUUCAGAAAGAUUUUCUGGGAAGAAUGGAUUAGCUUACUAUGAGAUUUGCAUAUAUUCAGGUAAUCUCCUAUUUUUCUGGUCAUAAUUUAUGAUUGACAAUAUAUAAAUUGCUUAGAUGUAGGAUAAUAGUUAAAAUAAGGAAGUUUAAUCCAUGAAUUAUUUUAUUUAAACAUCUGUAACAUUCAUUUUUAUUCACCAUCGGAUCUAUAUAUAUUAGUAAGAUUGAUAUGGCCUUUUUUAGUAAAAUUACUUCGCAAGACAUUUAUUCGUUCUAAAAACGUUUAUGGUGUACUGGAAUCACAGAUCCGAUGACAAACAAUGAUGGAGCAGGUUCGAACAUUCAUACUCUUAUAGACAGGUAAACUCUUCUUACCAAACUUAUUAUCCUUUAGAAAUACGAUUGUUAGUAUAGUUUUACAUUAGAACUAUAUGAGUUGAUUGGUUAGUUAGGCUCUUGUUUUGAUUAGUAAUAAGGAAUUUCAAUAUACUGUCUUAAAAAUUAAUUUGAAGAAUGCAUAAAAAUGACAUAAAAACCCAUCUUAUUAUUAAAUAAAGUUUUCAAAAUAACACAAUAAAAUAUUAAAAAAACAAAGCCUCAAAUUCAAAAAACGGAAUAAAUGAAAGCAUAACAAAAAAAACCAAAAUAA
Molecule: messenger RNA, 5492 nt
Organism: Brassica rapa (field mustard)
Lineage: Eukaryota; Viridiplantae; Streptophyta; Magnoliopsida; Brassicales; Brassicaceae
Source: RefSeq, a predicted model, not a curated record